Bactrocera oleae (olive fruit fly) is the source of this 5720-nucleotide messenger RNA. RefSeq names its product ABC transporter oskyddad (gene osy). Lineage: Eukaryota; Metazoa; Arthropoda; Insecta; Diptera; Tephritidae. Gene Ontology annotation, molecular function: ATP hydrolysis activity; ABC-type transporter activity; ATP binding. The record is from RefSeq and is a predicted model, not a curated record. Gene Ontology annotation, cellular component: membrane.
GUUGUGCUCAGCUCAGUGUUCAAACGUUACGAUCAGUCUGCGAUUGAACAGCGGUUCAGAAACAACGCGCGUUUUCCAACUUAAUUCGGCAAAAAGCGACGGUGCAAGUGCAAAGUAAUCGAAAUUGCAUGAGGAAAAUUUUUAUGAAUUUGACUUUAUUCUUAUUUUUGUUUUUGCUUCGGCAAACAAGUGGUGAGUGGCAAGUGUAUGCAAUUUAUUGCAACAAUUCAUAGCUGGCAAAGUUUGGCGCAACACGCUGCCCAUAACGGCAUUUAUAUUUCGCUAUUGCUAACAAGCUGACGCAUUUUUCACUUCAUUUCAUGCUUCUGGGUGUUUACCAACCAUACAUACACACACACAUAUAUAUAUAUAUACAAUUAGAUUGUGUGCAAAGGUUUAUGUAUGUGUACUCAGUUUGUUGAUGCCACUAUUAUUGCAACAUUUUGAAAACAAGUCGGACGUGUUUAUUCGCUGAUAGAAUUCUUAAAGCCAACAGUGCGCAUAUAUGCUAACAAACAUACUUAGAAGCACCUGCUGACAUACACAUGUUUGUAUGUUUAUACAUUUACCAUAAGCUCAAGUAAGCGUGAUUUCGUGCAAUAUAGAGAGUUCAUUUAAAGAUUAUAAGCAACAACACUAAACACUAGUCAUACAUAUACUACAAGAAGUAGCAACGAUUUUGUGUUGCAAAAAAUAAUUAAUAUACUACGGCCACGCAACGCUUUUUUCAAAUUCUCAGCACUUUUCGCUUUGACUUUUAAUUCUGCAAAAGCAGCAUUCUGCGUCUACAUACAUAUAUACGUCAUAAUUGUUGUGUGUUGCAAAGUGUAAGGUAGGAAGUGUGGCGUAAAAAAUUGAAAGUUAACUGUUCGUAAUCCGAAACUGAAACCGUAGAAGAGUGACUGGCUGUUCUUCCAUGCCGUAAAGCCACAGAAUAUUCCAUUGAUUUUUAAAAAUUGGCCUAUAUCACUUUAACAAGACAAACAUUGCCAACGAAGAGCCGUGCAUCCAGUUAGGAAGCAUAUAAAGAUAGUAGCUAAGCGCUAGGAGCGACUACAACAAAAAUAGCGGGCAACAGCCGCGGGGUGAAUAGAAUUCAGCUAAAAUUGAAUGAAUAGCCGAGAGGGCGUAUAAAGGAGGCAAGCCAAGGCGAGCAGACAGACACAUAUGCACAUAAAUAAGUGCCGUUGAAUAAAGACAUAUACAAGCAUACAUAUAUACAAGAAAUAUAAAUAUAUAUAUACAUAUCAAUUUAUAUAUGCGCAUAUAUACAUUUGACAAUCGUUGUAUAAAUCAGUAGCGACAAGAGUCAAGUCGCAAGCGCCCCAAGCGGCAAGCAAAAGCAACGAAAUAACAGUUUUUCCACUCACAGUAUAUUUUUACAGUUAUUGCUGCUAUUUCGCCACAACUACUACACUCUACUAGUCACUACUACCCUUGCCCCAUUACAAGAGCAAUACAACAAUACGGCCAACGUACGCGACAACUAUCAGCAAGCGGCAACGACGGUGUACUGAAUUGGUCUGCUUAACAUCAAUUGUAACACUUGAUGAGACAAUAGAUGCACGGUGGGUGGUACAAAGUAACAGCAACAACAACAAAAAUAACGAAUACUAUUCGAAAGCAGCAUACGAAAGAGUUGCAGAGAGCAGCAGAGAGACUGCGAAGUGCUGUGGCAGCAAGAAGGCAAAGCGUGCGCAACGCAGCUAAAUGUGCAACAUUGUGUGGCAGAGCAGCGUAAGGACAUAGCGAGCUAACAACAGAAACGAAAAACAGCAACAACCACAAAACCCGCAAGAAUUAUUGCGAUCUAUACACAGUGGGAGUGUAGAGUUAAGCAGAAAAACAAUUUCUACACACAUUGUUACCCUUGUUGUCGUUGUUGUUGUAAGUGUAACAUAAACACUGGCGUAGCAGAGUAAACUAGCAACAGCGCACACAGGCGACGGCAAUAACGAAGCGGUAAAAGUACGAUAACUACGAAGCGACGCACACAACACACAAGUGAUACACGCGCCGAAAAACUGCAGAGAGAAAAAAGUGUGUGUGACAGGACAGAAUUGCCUGGUCGUGAGUAAGAGUGUAGCUGUAACAGGACAUGCAACGCAAGUGAAUUAAGCGCAUACACAGACGAACAUUUGCAGCAAAGAAAAAACGUGAAAAAACAACAACUACAACUACAAAACAUUACUAGAAUUCCAGACGAACGCGUGCGCCAACGUGCAGCACAAACGAAGGUCGACUAGCAGCAGGCUUUGAGGAGCAUUGAACGCAGCGCCGGCUGCUGGCUGCUGGCUGUUGACAGCAAUAAACAUAACAACCAUUGUACGCGCAGCAGUAAAAAUAACAAGUGUAAGCGAUACACAGCAUCGUGUGCAAAUCGAACGCAUAUAGAAACAUAGCAGCGUAUCUAAAGGAAGCAAGUGUUACGUAUACGACACGGCGCACCGCACAGCGUACGAAACACGCAGCACUUAAAGCGCCAGAGACGUUGUGACGCAGAAGAAAACGAGCACAACGCGCUAUUGCUACAGCAACAACAACCAAAAACAAUACCAAAAAAAAUCAUAACAACAACAACGAAACACAAUUAUAGUGUGGAAAAAUCCGAAUUACGAAUAAAAAAACAACAGCACAGUGCACACUAUAACAACAACGGCAGCAGCAGCAGCAACAGCAACAACACACAGCAGUAGCAAGAUGGAUGCUGAAGCGGAGGGUCUGCCACCCAAUAACACCAUUGUCGAGGUGACAAGCACCGAAACGGAUUUAGCUGCCCGACGUCGUCUCUUCAAGACACAACCGUCAACAUUGGCCGCGCGGCGACAGCAGGCGGUAUGUGUGCGGAGGGCGCAUAAAAUGUAUGGAAAUAGCAAAAAUCCGAAUGUCGUGUUGGAUGGCCUGAAUAUGACUGUUCCUAAGGGUUGCAUUUAUGGGCUCUUGGGCGCCUCAGGUUGCGGUAAGACAACCCUACUUUCUUGCAUCGUAGGCAGGCGUCGCCUGAAUUCCGGCGAAAUAUGGGUGCUUGGUGGACGUCCAGGUUCCAGAGGUUCGGGGGUGCCCGGUCCACGUAUUGGUUAUAUGCCUCAGGAAGUUGCACUCUAUGGCGAGUUCACGUUGCGCGAAACACUAAUCUACUUCGGCACGAUUGCGGCUAUGGCCCGCAGCGAUAUCGAUGACCGCACGGAAUUUUUGUUGAAAUUUUUGAAUCUGCCAAAUGGUUCGCGGCAGGUGAAAAAUCUCAGCGGUGGCCAACAGCGACGCAUGAGUUUGGCCGUGGUCCUGUUGCACGAACCGGAAUUGCUGAUACUUGACGAGCCGACUGUGGGCGUUGAUCCAGUCUUGCGGCAAAGCAUCUGGGAUCAUCUGGUUGAUAUAACGAAAACUGGGAAUACAACUGUGAUAAUUACAACACAUUACAUUGACGAGUGCGCUCAGGCACAUGUGAUCGGUCUUUUGCGUGGCGGUCGCAUGCUUGCAGAGGAGGCGCCCAACUUUUUGCGCCAACAAUAUAAUGCCAGCUCACUGGAGGAAGUCUUUCUGAAGUUGUCUGUUCUACAGAAUAUGGGACGUCGUCGUCGUUCGUCGAUUGCACAGGAAAUCGUCGAGCAAGUGCAAGUGCCAGCCAUUUCGAAUCCGGCCUUGGAUAUGUCCGAUGAGCAUAACACCGCCGAUAUUUCAGGUGAAUUCGGUGAUAACAUCUCGAUGAAUUCGGCAAUUCGUGAUCCGAUUACAGCAGCUGAGAUGCCCGCUUCACCACUGCCGAUCGAUAAGGAGCCGCCAGCAACAUUAAUGCAACACUUGGAUGUGAUAAGUUCGCAUCACAUGCGCGCCUUGGUAUGGAAGAACUAUUUGUGGAUGUUGCGUAAUGUGGGCAUAAUGAUGUUCAUAGUCGCCUUGCCGGUUGUACAAAUCAUACUCUUCUGUUAUGCCAUUGGUCACGAUCCAACUGGUCUCAAGUUGGCUGUGGCGAAUGGAGAGCUCUCCGAACAAAUGGUAAUCGAUCAAUUUUGUCCAGUUUUUCCGGGUUGCAAUCAAACAUAUUUGAGUUGCCGCUAUCUGGAUAUGUUGAAGACGAAUAAGAGUAUGCAUGUGAAAUUUUUCCAAACCGAGGAAGAAGCCAAUACUGAGGUACGACGCGGCAAUGCAUGGGGUUCAUUGGUAUUCGAUAAGAACUAUACGAACGCAUUGAAUGAACGUGUUGAAAGCGGACGCUAUGCUGAUAAUGCUACCAUAGAUGCUUCGGAUGUUAAUGUGCGCCUAGAUAUGUCAAAUCAACAAAUCUCCACACUACUUUACCGCGAUCUACAGUACACCUUCUUCGAUUUCGUCGAACUUAUACUGCACGAUUGUGAACUUAAUCCGAAAAUUGGCCGUAUACCCGUCGACUGGGAAAAACCGAUCUAUGGCACGCGCAAUCCAAAUUUCACUGAUUUCGCUGCACCCGGCGUCAUAUUAACCAUCAUAUUCUUCCUCUCUGUGGCGAUCACAUCGGGUGCCAUGCUGAUCGAACGUAACGAGGGCAUGUUGGAACGCUGCUUGGUGGCUGGCAUUACUGGACCCGAAAUACUCUUCUCACAAGUGCUCUCACAAUUCACUGUCGUCAUAGUACAAAUGACUUUUGUGCUUAUUGUCGGCUUCGGUUUCUUCGAUCUCACCAACGAGGGUAGCAUGUGGCUAGUGAUUGCGCUUUGCCUGCUCAACGGCUUAUGUGGCAUGUGUUUCGGUUUCGUUAUCGCUUGUGCUGUGGACACGGAGCGUACGGCUACUUACGUGGCAUUGGGCUCUUUCUUGCCAAUCGUUAUGUUGUGCGGUAUCAUUUGGCCUAUCGAGGGCAUGUAUCCAGCAUUGCAGUUCAUAACCCUGUUCUUGCCGUUAACCAAACCAACAGAGUGUCUACGUUCGAUAUUGCAACGUGGUUGGGGUUUCUCCGAACCAUCAGUGCAUAAUGGUUUCAUCUCGAUAUCCCUCUGGGUUUUGGUCUUUUUGGUGUUGAGCAUAUUAUUCCUCAAAUUUAAGAAGGGCUAAAGAGAGAACAAGUAUGUUGAAUGAGUGCAAAAGAGUGAGAGAUAGCGAGCGAGAGGGUGAGUGAGAGAGAGAGCGAGAGAGAGUGCGGUGGCACGUGUGUUUGAGGGUAUGCGUGUGCGUUGAAAGAGAGUGUGUAAGCGCACGUGGUAGAGUAUUGCGUUAUUUUUCGGUUACAGGGUGGUAAAGAGGUGAUCAAUUUAUUUAAGUAAGCCAACUAAAAUUGUUUGGUUUCUUAGGUACAAGUUAGGUACUUGUGUCUAAAGUACACUUAGUAAUUUUAUAACAGUUAUUUUAGUUAUUUUUUCUCAAUUUGAAUUUUUUUUAUUUUUUAAUCUUUUGUUUGUUAAUUUUUUUAUUUUUUUUUUAUUUUGUCAGCAUUUUUAAUUUAAUUUCCUCUACUGGUACUUCGUUUUUUAUGUAUUGUAGUUGUAAGGCUAACGGAUUUUAUUGUUCUAAAUAUAUAUAAAAAAUAAAAAUUAUGUACAUUUGGGUUAAGUCAAAUAAGUAAAAAAAAAUUAAAAAAGAACAGGCAACAAAAAAUGCGAGAAAAACAUUAAUUGAAUGUUUGUAUGUCAAUUUGCUUGUACAUCACUUGUAUACAUGCAACAAUAUUGGUAUUUCUUUGUAUGUAUUUAUGUCAACAUAUGUUUUGUAGCCGUAAUUUAUGCAAUAAAAAUUAUACACAUAAUAUU